Molecule: messenger RNA, 3038 nt
Organism: Patella vulgata (common limpet)
Lineage: Eukaryota; Metazoa; Mollusca; Gastropoda; Patellidae
Product: ras-related protein Rab-7a
Exons: 5
Coding region: 133-750 (205 amino acids)
Biological process (GO): phagosome-lysosome fusion; endosome to lysosome transport
Cellular component (GO): phagocytic vesicle; lysosome; late endosome
Molecular function (GO): GTPase activity; GTP binding
Source: RefSeq, a predicted model, not a curated record
GUGUUAAAUUUAGCAGAGGAAGGUGACGUCAGAUAUCACGGGACAUCGCCAUAUUGUCAAAGAGGGAGUACACAGAAGUCGAAAAAUAAGAAUAAUUUCAAUUGAUUUGACAAAGAGGUUUAUAUAACUACAAUGGCAUCUAGAAAGAAGGUUUUAUUGAAAGUUAUCAUUCUAGGAGAUAGUGGUGUUGGAAAGACAUCUCUAAUGAAUCAGUAUGUAAAUAAAAAGUUUAGCAACCAGUAUAAAGCUACUAUAGGAGCAGAUUUUCUUACAAAAGAAGUUAUGGUUGAUGAUAGAUUAGUCACCAUGCAGAUAUGGGAUACAGCUGGUCAAGAAAGGUUUCAAAGCUUGGGUGUGGCUUUUUAUAGAGGAGCUGAUUGUUGUGUUUUAGUAUUUGAUGUUACCAUGCCCAACACAUUUAAAUCUUUGGAUAGUUGGAGGGAUGAAUUUCUUAUUCAAGCGAGUCCUAGAGAUCCAGAAAAUUUUCCAUUUGUUGUGAUAGGAAAUAAAAUUGAUUUAGAAAAUAGAGCAGUUUCAGCAAAACGAUCCCAAAGUUGGUGUCACAGUAAAGGAGAUAUACCUUACUUCGAAACCAGUGCAAAGGAGGCUAUAAAUGUAGAACAGGCUUUUCAAACAGUCGCGAAAAAUGCUCUGGCACAAGAAACUGAUGUUGAGCUGUACAAUGAAUUUCCUGAUCAAAUCAAACUAUCCGGCGAUCAGAACAAAGCUAAAGAUGGAUGUGCAUGUUAAUAUCACAUUUAAUUCAAAUACUAAUGUGAUAACUAAAAAAUACUGAGAGACAGUUUAUAAACUUUUGUUGAUAUACAUUUGUAAAUACAAACAUGUUGAAUGAUAGACAAGUAUGCGGUCGACUUGAUGCAGCGAUAACGAUUAUUUUAAUUUUGUCAUGAUGCUUUCAUAACAUCACUUUCAGAGGGAAGAGUGUCUAGAAUUGAAAUACUGAUUAGAGUUAAUGUCUGCCGUUAAUAUGCAGGUGGGUUCGAUUACUAGAUAGCGAUGAAUAAAUAGAAAUCGCAUGACAUAUGAUAAUUCUUUGUUAUAACAGGGUACCAGUGACAAAAAGAUAAGGUGCUUGUCAGAGUAGUGCUUUAUUUAUAUUAAGAUAGAAUUUAUUUGCAGAAAUUUCUAUGCCUAAUGUACAUAUCGAUCUAGUUCUGAAUUGGAAAGUUAGAUGGAUUUUAGAUACAAGUCAGUCUCCCGAUUAACCAUUACAUAAAAGCUAUUAUACCUGAAAGUGGUGAUAUGACAGUUUUUAUUUCAAAAUUGACUAGCCUCUGGGUUUAAUUUCGAUACAUCGUGGUAAAAUGCUACCAUAUAAUUUAUAUAAUUUGACAGUGGUUGGAACAGUUAUCUUAAUGAGCAAUGAAUGUAUGGAUAUCGAAGAGAAUUUUGUUUUUAAUGAAUUAAAAUGCUAGUAAUGAUAUAAAACUCUGGUACAUGACGUCUAAAAUAUAUCCACUCACAGAGAUUUUAAUAUAUUGUCAAUACAUUGAUCAUAGCUUACAAUUACCAAAAAAUUUAAUGUUUCGGAACUGAACUGAGAGCUGCCGAUUGUCAUUUACAGUUCUUGGAAAAUAUCUGAUUUUUGACAGCUGAAUCCACGCUACAUUGUACUCAAACUUAAUAUUUGAUUAAGAAAAAGAAAUAUCAAUGGUAGAUAAUCUCAAGGCUUGGAUUCACUCAGAUUAAGAAGGCCUGUCAAAGAUUAUGAUGAUAAAGACUUUAAUUGUGAUUCUACAUCUUGAGAAUGUUUCAUAGUAUUUUAUUUUAACCAUUUAUAUAAUACCAAAUUUAAAUGGUUUAGAACUUAUUCUGUCAAAAUCAAUAUAAAUGGGUGAGGUAAGUUUUCAAUUUUAUCAUUAUUAAGAAUUAACUGGACUAAAUACAUAAUUUUAGGUAUUUUGUACAAUUUGUUAAUAAUUCUUUGCUUGUGAAUGUUUGUAGGCAAACAAUUUUUUCGUUUAAUUAAGGGUCUGUUGAUUAUAAUAGGUGUGAAUAUAUUCAUUGUUAUUUUGUAUAUCAACAUUAUGAGGGAUUGGGCUGUGUCCAGUUGUAUUUAAUGUCCAAUUUGAAUUCCAAUAAUAAACUUGAUAAAUGUAGUCAGUUUGUAAAAAAAUAUGUUUUAUAGUUCUAUAAACCAUUGAACACAGUCCAAAUUUAUCGAAGAUUCAUUCCAGAAGGAAGUCAUGCUUUUUUCUUUGAUAUGGUGGGAUAAUAGUCUUUUUUGAAACUCAAAAUAUUUACUUCAUCAAAAUUUGUUUCCAGUUGCUUGUAAGUACACACAUGGUGAACUUUCAUUUGUUAAAACAGACAGUGUUUGAAAAGCAAGAAUUAUUUGUCGGAAACAACAAUUUUUGGCUAUUGGUUUAAUUACAAAUGUUCUCAGUCUGUGAAUGGAUUACACCAAAAUAAGAGUAUAAAUUGUAACAGAAAUCCAUCUUAAAACUUAUACUUGUUAAAGCAUUUAAUUACACUUUUUUUGUAAAAUGAGUUCUAAAAAAGAAUCCAAAGACUUUUUUCUGGAACUGACCAUGAAUGUUUCAUUGUGUUUUUGUUUCUUCAAGAUUUAAGUAUGAAAGAAACCAAAUCAAAAUAAUUGUCUUUUAUUAUUUGAUAUGUUGUUGCUAAGAAAGAUUGUGAUUCUGGUCAAAACGUAAAUUUACUCAAGAUAUCCAAUUCAGAGACCAUUACUUUUGAUUUGGUUUUGAAAAUUCGAUGGACAUAUACAUAUUGAAUUAUUUUAAAGAUUUUUUUUUCAGUCAUAGUGUUAUUAAGUGUACAUGUAGAAGUCUAUAUGGGUUCUUUGUAUAAAUUGUAUUGUAUUUAUAUAUAAAAUUCCUUGUUUUCUUCACUAGCACAGAAAUAUAUGUGAACUGUUUUAGGGCAGUGAACACUUGUAUUAUAAGGCAAGCAUAAAUUUAUUCUAGUUCUUUUAGAAUAUAACAUUAUAUAAUAUCAUGCUUGCCUAUCUACUAAAAAGGUCAUGAACUCUAAUAAAGUCAGUAAUUAAAGUAGAA